AUGCAGGACGGAAGAGCAGAGAGUCGCUUGCUGGCAUUCUCAGCCGGCGGCCGGAGGUCGCAUGCACGGAGGGACUCGAGGAACUUUGCUGUCCUGUCAGCCGUCUGCUUGGAGAAGCGAGUUCCCUCGUCUUCUUCUCCCUCUCUCUGCGCCUCUCCGUCUCGCUACGAACAACUCGUGACCGCCUUCAAGGCGAGACACACAGACAAAAGAGACAACAAGAAGAAAAAAAUCUCGGAAGGCGUCCUGCUCUCUCUUGCGGCAGUGACUCACGGCGGAACUGCUGGGAUCAGUCGGUUGCUUCUUGCCCCCUUCGACCAAGUAAAAAUUCUUCGACAAAUCACGCCUCUUCCUCCGUCUUCUUCUGUUUCUUCUUCAUCUUCUUCUCCUUCAUCUUCUUCUCCUUCAUCUUCUUCUCCUUCAUCCUCUCCUCCGUCUGCCUGUUCUUCUCCUUCGUCUCCUAUGUCUUCGUCUCCUGUGCCUUCUCGUAGCUUCGCCAGUUCCUCUCAAAGCGCCCCGCCGGCGCCUUCUUCAGUGGGCGGCGUAGCCAUCCCUGCUUCCGUUCAGUCUGAGCGUAAGUGUUCGUCUUCUCCGUCCUCUCGUUGCGUCUCUUCUUCUUUUUCUUCAUCCUCGUCUCCUCCUUCUGCUCCUUCCUCUUCGUCGAGCGCAGGCUCUGCGGCUCUCAAGUCUUCGCCAGGAGUCAAUUUGGGUUCGAGCCUGUCUGCCUCUUCUUCACCUUCAUCGUCUUCUUUCUGUGUCGCUUCCUCCUCUCCACGCACUUCCUCUUCUCUGUCAACCGCCUCGAGAUCCACUGGCUCGGGAACUUCGGGUGUAACGACAGGCCCGUCCUCUGCAGGCGUUACGGUUUCUCGCUUUCUGUUCGUCUCUUCUUUUUGGUGGGGAUCCAGCGCAGCCGUCUACGCCUCCAUCGCGGCUUCCUCCAUUCGGCUCGCCCUCUAUCAAAGAGCUAGGCUCGUCUUUUUCAGUGCAGGCGACGACAACUACACAGGCGCUCAGAGCUGGUUACGCCAUGUCGGGUGUAUGUCUGUCUGCGCCUUCGCCGCGCUCGCCGUCUGCUACCCUCUCGACGUCGCCCACACAGCCAUGUGUGUUUUAGCUGCGUCUUCUCGGCGCUCUAGCCAAGUCGCCUCGUCGCUUCAGCAGUGGCCAUCGCUGAAUGCCUUCGCCUCCGGACAGGCCUCCGCCGGAAGAGAGAAAGGCGGGAGCUGCGGGGUCUUCAGGCCGUUCUCUUCGGAGACGCCUGCGAACGGUCAGCAUGCGGCGAUGCCGCGCCAGGCAGCACAAGAAAGACGCACAUUUCUCUGUGGCAACGCAACAGAAAGGAAAAACGCGAGAAGCCGACGCCGCAUUCGCCCUCUGCGCCUCACAUGGCAACUGUACAGACUAGGCGGCUUCCGCCUCCUUUACAGCGGAUUCGGCUUAUGUGCGGCCACCGUCCUCCCGUUCACGUUGAUCAGCGGACUUCUCCACACCAAGUUCUACGCACUGCUGCUGUCUGUACACUGCAACGCGGGCGAGACCGCGCAAGCGAAGGUGGACGCGCCGAGCGACGGAGAAGGCAGUGGACCGCGACAAGGAGACCGCGAAGUGACAACGGAGAAAGAGGAAAGCAGAGAGAGAGCAGAGAGGGGAGAGGACGCAGGGAGAAGAGAGAGAGAAGAAUGGGGAAGGGCAGGCAGAGAAGAAACAAGAGAGACGGUGACUGGAGAGAUGAAAGGGAGAAGAGAAGCGUUUGGAAAACCUUGCGAGGCGGAAGGAGAGAAAGAGGAGACGCCCAAGGCGCCGAGAUGGAGAGAAGCGGCGACGGCAGCGUUCGCCGCGGGGCUCUGCGCGCAGCUUGCGACUUAUCCUCUCGACACGAUCAGGCGUAGACAGCAGUAUGCUGCCAUCUGCAGGGCGCUUUCUCCUCCGUCGACCUCUUCCGCCUCUCCCUCGUGUGGGGCGUCUGUACACCCGCCGAAGCGCGCCUCGCGCGUCUGUCGGCUUUUAGGAUUCCCCCAUCUUUCUCGUUUCUUUCCGAAGCCUUCAGCAGGUUUGUGGCGCGGAGUCGGUGUGGUGCUCGCGCGCGCAGGACCUGAAUGCGCCAUCUCCGUCUCGGUUUACUCUUUCCUCAUGGGGAAUCUUCCCUCCCUCGCCUACCACUAA
Toxoplasma gondii ME49 is the source of this 2166-nucleotide messenger RNA. RefSeq names its product carrier superfamily protein. NCBI's taxonomy places the organism in Eukaryota, Apicomplexa, Conoidasida, Eucoccidiorida, Sarcocystidae. The record is from RefSeq and is a predicted model, not a curated record. The transcript is spliced from 7 exons. The coding region runs from base 1 to 2166 and encodes 721 amino acids.